Molecule: messenger RNA, 1410 nt
Organism: Pseudozyma hubeiensis SY62
Lineage: Eukaryota; Fungi; Basidiomycota; Ustilaginomycetes; Ustilaginales; Ustilaginaceae
Exons: 1
Coding region: 1-1410 (469 amino acids)
Biological process (GO): protein deneddylation
Cellular component (GO): COP9 signalosome; cytoplasm
Molecular function (GO): deNEDDylase activity; protein binding; metallopeptidase activity
Source: RefSeq, a predicted model, not a curated record
AUGCGCAUCGCCGUCGAUCCCGCUGUGCUUCUAGACCUCCAUCUCGACAUCAACAACAUACAAGCGACAGCUCAUCACCUAUCCAGCAGUCAUCAUUCGCUGCAGCUACCGCAAACUCACAUCGAGGUGGCCUCCGAACCAAACACAAAGAGACUUGCUUGCGGUAGAUCCCGACGCCUCCUCCGGAGGAGCAUUUGCACCGCCACCAUGGCCGCCCCAUCCUCCUCAUCAGCCUCCAUGGCACGCGCCAACUUUGAGCUCAACAAUUCCAUCAUAACGCUAUCCUCCUCGACGCUCGACUCGAUCUUCGCCUACGACUCGGAAGAGCAACGCUCCAUCCUCCGAUCCCAGCCCUGGAAGAGCGACCCGCACUUCUUCCAAAAGGUGCGCAUCAGCGCCGUGGCGCUCAUCAAGAUGGUCAUGCACGCACGUUCCGGUGGGAUCUACGAGAUCAUGGGGCUGAUGCAGGGGAAGAUCGAUGUUGCGAAUCGGACGUUGUACGUGAUGGAUUCGUUCGCCUUGCCGGUGGAGGGGACCGAGACGAGGGUGAAUGCGCAGAACGAGGCGUACGAGUACAUGGUCCAGUAUCUGGACGGUUCCAAGGAGGUCGGAAGGAUGGAGAACGUUGUAGGCUGGUACCACAGUCAUCCCGGGUACGGGUGUUGGUUGAGCGGUAUCGAUGUCAACACGCAACGAACGAACCAACAGUUUCAAGAUCCCUUUGUCGCCAUUGUCAUCGAUCCCAACCGCACCAUCUCUUCCGGAAAAGUAGACAUCGGUGCCUUCCGAACCUUCCCGGAAGGCUACACCCCGCCUCCUACGGCUAGUACCGAAUCAGGCGGUGGUGCUGGAGAGUACCAGUCGAUCCCACAAUCCAAGAUCGAGGACUUUGGCGUCCACGCCAGCCAAUACUAUCCUCUCGAAGUGGAGCACUUCAAGAGCAGUCUCGAUGGCAAACUGUUGGAGCUCCUGUGGAACAAGUACUGGCAGAACACAUUGAGUCAGAGUCCACUAGUCAGUGGGCGCGGGUACAUGACGGGGCAGGUGAGGGAGUUGGGCGAGAAGCUCGGUCAGAGUCAGGCAGGGGUGGUGGCGAGGGCGAGCAGUGGCAGUGUGCCGUUUGCCCCCGCUGGGCCCCCGUCGGCAGCGGGAACGGGUGGGAAGGAGGCAGAGGAGGGAGGCAAGGGAAAGCAGAACGAGGCAGCAACGAGCGCGACGGCCGGACAGGACGCAGAACAACUCGUACAGGAACUGCAGAAACGUGCAGCCACAUCCACUCUCUCAAGAGCUAGCAACGACGCUUCCAAGUUGGCUAGCGAGAUGAACCACGGUCUGCUAUCCAACCAGCUCAAACACACGCUCUUCAACAACCUCCCUCGUCCGAUCGAAACACCCAACGCAUGUACCUAA